Dicentrarchus labrax (European seabass) is the source of this 2448-nucleotide messenger RNA. It is a transcript of the gene vmp1, whose product is annotated as vacuole membrane protein 1. The transcript has 11 exons. Gene Ontology annotation, cellular component: endoplasmic reticulum; membrane; endomembrane system. Gene Ontology annotation, biological process: Golgi organization; autophagy. NCBI's taxonomy places the organism in Eukaryota, Metazoa, Chordata, Actinopteri, Moronidae. The record is from RefSeq and is a predicted model, not a curated record. The coding region runs from base 318 to 1535 and encodes 405 amino acids.
UAACUGUGUAGGUUAUUGUCGCUAGGCAGCAGCUAAUAAUUGAGCCAUGGCCUUACUGUUUAGUGUGAUAUGUUCUCGUUGUAUCAAUAAUCAAUAAUCACAAUGCGGUUUGAAUAUCAGCCGGCGUGUUGACGAAAUGUUCGCCGUGACAGUCUGAUAUUUUAUUGAUUAACAGCCGCUGAUAAGGAUUGUCAGGACUGGUCUGAGUCCCACAGUGUCUGUUCUCUUAGCUCAGUAGGAAGCGAAACAAGAGCUGCUGAGCGACUUGUCGUUUUCUUUCGUCCUAGACCGUCGGACCUGCUCAAACCUUGAUCGACAUGGCAGCCAAUGGAGCAGGCUGUGAACAGCCUCAGAAACGUGCAGGGGCUAAAGACAGACAGAAUGGAAAGUCUAUAGACUCCUCAGUAAGAGAGAGGCGACAGAAAGAUAAGGAGGAUCGCCUGUCACUGGUGGUAUGGAGGAGGCCUGUCACCACGCUACAUUAUUUCCUCCUGGAGACCCUCAUCAAGCUAAAGGAGUGGACGUUUAAGCUUUGGCAACGACGAGGCGCAGUGUUCUUAGUUUUGGUGUUAUGUUCUAUGUUCUCCAUCGCCUACUCCACUGAGGGAGGACACCAACAAUAUGUUGAGUACCUUGAGAAGAAGUUCCUAUGGUGUGCCUACUGGGUAGGCCUUGGGAUCCUGUCCUCUGUAGGCCUUGGGACUGGCCUGCACACCUUCCUCCUCUAUCUGGGUCCACACAUAGCAUCAGUAACCCUGGCAGCAUACGAGUGCAGCUCCACAGACUUCCCAGAGCCUCCCUACCCAGACCAGAUUGUCUGUCCCCAAGGCGGAGGGGUGGAGGGAAGUGUCUCCCUCUUCUCAAUCAUGUCAAAGGUCCGCCUGGAGGCCUGCAUGUGGGGAGCUGGCACUGCCAUCGGAGAGCUGCCUCCAUAUUUCAUGGCCAGAGCAGCUCGUCAGUCAGGAGCUGAUCCAGACGAUGAAGAUUAUGAGGAGUUUGAGGAGAUGCUGGAGCAGGCCGAGGGCGCUCAGGAUUUUGUCACAAGAGCAAAACUGGGAGUCCAGCAUAUGGUGCAGAAAGUGGGAUUCUUUGGGAUCUUGGCUUGCGCCUCUAUUCCUAAUCCUCUCUUCGACCUGGCUGGAAUAACUUGCGGUCAUUUCCUGGUUCCCUUCUGGACCUUCUUUGGAGCAACUCUAAUUGGGAAAGCCAUCAUCAAGAUGCAUAUACAGAAACUAUUUGUUAUCAUUACCUUCAGCAAGCACAUAGUGGAGCAAAUGGUGUCACUCAUUGGGUCUGUGCCCAAAGUGGGACCAUCACUCCAGAAGCCCUUCAGUCAGUACCUGGAAGCACAAAGGAACAAGCUGCACCAUGCUGGGGGAAGUGCACCAGCGGAUGAGAACUGGCUGUCGUGGGUGUUUGAGAAGGUGGUGCUGGUCAUGGUCUGCUACUUUGUCACUUCCAUCGUCAACUCCAUGGCUCAGAGCUACGCCAAGCGCCUGCAGCAGCAGAGGCACUCGGAGGAGAAGACCAAGUGAGACAAAGCGGUACAAACAUCCAAGAGACUGUGUUUCUGCUGCUGCUGAGAGCCCUCCACUCAGCCCCAGCCACUCUCAACUUAACAACAAACCUCACCCCCCCAUCCAUUCUCAGAGGCUGAACGCUCAAAAAAAAAAAAAAAAAAACAGGCACUAUUUGUUGGUGUGAGUGAGUGAGUGUGUGCGCUUUUGAGGAUGUAUGUGCUGUUUUCUGUUUGUCCCUCUUCAGGUUUUGUAGUUCUUCCUCUCAUCUCACUCUCCAGGCGUGCAUAGUGCGAUCAGUUCUAUAGCUGAUCUUAACUUGUUACUUUAACGUUAAAUUUAACCCAUUCAUUGACCUCAGAAGUUUAAGCAGCGGUUUGGUGGUGACUGCUGUGUGCGGGCAGUGCCCAUCAGCUAUGCCUUAUGCAAGACGGGAAGGUCUGACUUCCCUUGAACAUAGUUCUUGACUUAUAAACUUGAUUUUUAUUUAAUUUUGUAACAUUUAUGUAUGGAUGGAUCUGUUUGUACAGUGUGCUGCCAAGAUAACUGCUAUGGAUGGUCUCUUUUCAGGGUUUAAUUUUCCUCAUGUUUUCGUCCUGUUAAACAGUAAGACCAAUUUGUCUUUUUUUUUCCGUUUCUGGAAUUGUCAGUUUAAAUGGUGAAAAAAAAGCAAUAUCAACUUAAAACAGUGUGGUAUUGGUGGUUUGCACAUUGUGUAAAUAUCUUAAUAUCUUUUUGACAGUAUGCGCAGAUGUGUUUCUAUUCUAAUGGUCUGUGUGGACACGAGUUAACUUGAACCAAAACAAAAAAAGAAAAGAUGAUAUCAUUUGUAAAGUGACGUUGUACUCUCAGCUACCUAGUACCAUUUCUAUUCUGUACAUUUAGGUUGAACCUUGGAUCAGAUCAUAUAUAAAACAUGAAAAUCAUGGCA